AACAACAACAGCAACAACAACAACAGCAACAACAACAACAACAACAACAACAACAACAACAACAACAACAACAACAACAACAACAACAACAACAACGACAACAACAGUAGCAAGAGCAACAGCAAGAACAACAACAACAGCAACAACAACAAAAACAACAACAAAGACAACAACAACAACAACAACAACAACAACAACAACAACAACAACAACAACAACAACAACAACAACAACAACAACGACACCACCACUAGCAAGAACAACAGCAAGAACAACAACAAACAGCAACAACAACAAAAACAACAACAACGACAACAACAACAACAUCAACAACAGCAACAACAUCAACAACAACAACAACAACAACAACAACAACAACAACAACAACAACUGCAGCAGCAACAACAGCAACAACAACAACAACAACAACAACAACAACAACAGCAGCAACAGCAACAACAACAACAAGAACAACAACAAAAACAACAA
Hordeum vulgare subsp. vulgare (domesticated barley) is the source of this 489-nucleotide messenger RNA. RefSeq names its product myb-like protein I. The transcript is spliced from 2 exons. The annotation marks the transcript as partial. Lineage: Eukaryota; Viridiplantae; Streptophyta; Magnoliopsida; Poales; Poaceae. The record is from RefSeq and is a predicted model, not a curated record.